AUGAAUUGGUUGUCUUGCUUAGCUGCCAAGAGAAUGGAAGCUCUGACGUCCAAAAGAGCUAAGCAGACAAGGCGAAGAAGCAUCAGAAUCGGAUGGAUCUGGGCUUUGGUGAAGGAGACAAAAGGGUCUGAUACGGAGGUAGGCGGAAGUGAUAAUGGGGCUGAAAUGAUAAAUUCAUUAGAGGGAAAACUAGGGCAGGAGAAAGUAAAGAGCGAAGGGUCAUCGAAGAAAAUGCAAAAGGAGAGGCUGAGGUUUACUGCAUUCAUUUUCGAAUUUGGAUUGGUUUCAGAUGAUGGGUUUUAUUAUUGUGAUGUUUGUGAGGCACGGAAGUUGAAGAACACCAACAUAAAUAUCGACAAUACAUUUAAUGUGAUUAACUUUGGAGCUAUUGGAGAUGGACAGAAAGAUGAUUCUAAGAUGUUUAAGCAUGCCUGGGAUGCUGCUUGUGAUACUUCAGCUCCAUCACCAACCUUUCUUGUACCUCAAGGGAAGACGUAUCUGCUGCAACCUUUAACUUUCAAUGGCAAACAUUGCAACUCUAAUAACAUUACGUUGCAGAUUGAUGGGAGAAUCAUAGCCCCAACCAAACCUUCUGCAUGGGACUGUGAAACAAAUUGUAACCAUUGGAUUGGCUUUGAAAAUUUCGAUGGUCUGCACAUUCAAGGAUCUGGUACCAUCAAUGGCCAGGGAGAUAAAUGGUGGAAACUUUCUUGCAAAGAUAACGAAAAGUCCUGUCAACAUCGGAAACCAACGGGUUUUAUGAUAGGACACUCCAAGAAUGUAGAUAUCAAAGGUUUAACCUUUGAAGACAGUCCACAAAUGCACAUUGCAUUCGAAAGCUCUACUUUGAUUCAUGCCACUGAACUUACAAUCAGAGCUCCGGGACACAGUCCCAACACUGACGGAAUUCACAUCCAACGUUCCACCAAUGUCUCUAUAGAUAAUUCAACCAUUCAAACCGGUGAUGAUUGCAUAUCAAUUGGCAAUGAAUCUAAAUACAUUAACAUUAGUAACAUCAAAUGCGGUCCAGGUCAUGGAAUAAGCAUUGGGAGCCUUGGAAUUAUGGGAAAAACUGAGGAUGUUGAAUUUGUUCAUGUAAGAAAUGUUACAUUCCAUGGAACAACUAAUGGAGUUAGAAUCAAAACUUGGCAGGGAGGACACGGUCAUGCGAGGAACAUUAAAUUUGAAGAUAUAACUUCCCAUUCUUCGACUCGACCUAUUAUUAUCGAUCAGUAUUAUUGCCCUCAUAAACAAUGCAAGAACCAAACAUCAGCUGUGGAGAUUAGCAAUAUAGCUUAUGAAAAUAUCAACGGGACAUCACAUAAAAAAAUAGCAGUGCAGCUUUCAUGCAGUGAGUCCAUUCCUUGCAAAAAUAUCACAAUGAAAGACAUUAACUUGAUAUACGAGAAGCAUAAAGACAAAACGUCAUCGUAUUGUCUUAAUGCUCGUGGCUUGAGAAACGGAAGGGUCCAUCCAAGUAUAUCUUGUUUACAACAAGAAGAUAAUUUUUAGGCUUUUUUUCUUUUUUUAAUUAGUUCAUAGUAUAUUGUUUAUAACAUGAUAAUUAUUUUUAGGUUUUUUUAAUUAGUAAAUAGUAUUCUUUAGGUUUAGGUUUAAUGAAUUAUCUAUUAAAUAUCACAUUUAAUAAAAAUUAUUAUAGACAAAGUUUUCACUAAUUUUCCAUAU
This is a messenger RNA of Gossypium arboreum, 1686 nucleotides long. Its product is annotated as probable polygalacturonase At1g80170. The record is from RefSeq and is a predicted model, not a curated record. Lineage: Eukaryota; Viridiplantae; Streptophyta; Magnoliopsida; Malvales; Malvaceae. The coding region runs from base 1 to 1512 and encodes 503 amino acids. Gene Ontology annotation, molecular function: polygalacturonase activity. The transcript is spliced from 12 exons. Gene Ontology annotation, biological process: carbohydrate metabolic process.